This is a messenger RNA of Platichthys flesus (European flounder), 4568 nucleotides long. RefSeq lists its product as uncharacterized. NCBI's taxonomy places the organism in Eukaryota, Metazoa, Chordata, Actinopteri, Pleuronectiformes, Pleuronectidae. The transcript has 5 exons. The record is from RefSeq and is a predicted model, not a curated record. Bases 406 to 4107 code for a protein of 1233 amino acids.
UCACAGUGGUCAGGAGCCAGCCGAGUUUAGGGGCAAUGGUGAGGAGUUUCGGUGAGGGGCUAUGGUCACGAGCAAUGGUCAGGAGCAGAUCAAGAAAACAACAACUCCUCUGUCUCUGCCCGCUUCGAACCACACCCUAAGCGUGGGACUCCGGGUUCUCGAACCACAGCCGCUCCCAGCGUUCUCGGAUAACGAAACUGCAAGUGUCCCGGAGUGAAUUUAAACGAGUUGGAAUUUCGGCGUAGAAAAAUACUAUCAACGAAUUUGUGGAAACUUUCGGGGGUGGGAACUACGGAAAUUUUGUGUUGACGAGGAGUGCAUUGAAUACUUUUAAGGUGACAUGCGAACAUUCGACCUGAGAAAUGCUGAACUGAAGUCAUCAAUUGGAAGAUAGCUCUCCAUAAAAUGUUGUCUGGAUGUUCACACAGCCAAGACCGAGCAUACCCUGCUGUCCAGCAUCAGUGUAACAAUGUUACACCAGCACCAGUGGUUCACCCAGCAAAUGGAAUACAAGUCAACAUGGUAGCCCCUCAAGAUCCUGAGGAGCUCAGAGUCGGAUCAUAUGUGAACAAUAAUGCUACACUGCAGCAAAAAGAUUUAAGUUGUGCCUAUUCAGUUGGUACCAGUUCCCUAGCACCUCAGAGAAAGACUGUUGGAGUCUCAGCACAGACAUUUCCUCUACGGGUUCAAGGGUGUUCUGGGCCUCUUAAGCAAACAUCUAGCCCACUGCAAUGUGCCUUGCUGAAAAGAAAUUGUCGGCAAGGGAGAAGUUCACUGGAUGCUCUCAGCUGUGAACAUAUUGUAACACAAAACCUUGUACAUUCAAGAACUCCCCGGUACCAGCAGGACUUAACUCGUCCAUCUCCAGUCCAUGAAAUAAAACCACUUACAGAUGUCGAAAUACAUGACUAUAUUGCUAAAGAGGUUAAACACUACAGAAGAACCCAAAGCACUGGAAACCUCCCUACAUCCUCUGACAAAGUGACACAACAAUAUGUAGAGGUGCAACAUGUCAGCAGUGCUGAGCUUGGCAUUGCUGCACUUGGAAAAGCACAUCCAGUGGACAGUUCAAAGGGCAGCAAAGUAAAUGCUGAGUUUACUCAGACAAGUGAUUGUCCUACAGUUCCAUCAGAGAGACAUUCAACAGAAUAUCUACAACUUAUGAGGACAGUUGCUGUCACCGGCACAGAGAAUGAGGACAAGAGUCCAGUAGUUCUCAUAUCAAGGCCUGGAAGGACUUUGGGUGAACUGACUGAGAAGGAACACUGCAACAAGCCAAAAGAAGAAAGCACAUCUAUGGAGUUAAAUAUCAACUGGAAUUUGAAGGAUUUGCCCAAGGUGACUGGUGGUUCCUGGUCUCCCAAACGCAUGAUGGUGAAAGAGGAAGAAGAUGCAAGGCUAAACCCAGAUGACAAUGUUGGUUGGACAGUAGACUUUGACAGUUUGCACGGUGUGACUGAUGCCUCUGUAGAUCCGCAAAGUUCAGUUAUAACUGGAAACCAAUUACUUGUACUCUAUGAAAAUCAAGACACAUUUCCCAAUAGAAGGAAAACCUCUGAAGAUCAACAUUUUCAUAUAACGGAUCAGGAAGCAAUUGCACAUCCCUUAAUUACUUCAUCAGUUCAUAAAAUUCAGAUUCAUAGCGUAAUGUCAAUUUCUCCAAACCAAAGUGAACUUCUUUGGAACCAAGCAAGCCAUCAAUGUGUGAUGGAGGAUGCACUUCCUGUGCAUUUACAAACAGAUUUGUCUCUAGAAGUUACUGAAAAAAUUGCCAAUGUCCAAAAACUGCCCCUGCUCCCUAAAAGCAAGAGUCUGGCACAUGCUCUGAAACUUUUGAAAGAUCAAAAAUAUGAAGACAUUUCCGAUUAUGAAGACGUGUCACAGGUAAUGACAAAACUUCCAAACACAGGGCAUGAGAAAUGUAGCUUCCUGCCAUGUGCUGAAAAUACUCAGUAUGAAGAUGUAAAUGAAGAAGAAAAUCCGGAGAAGAAGAGAUUAGCUCAAGAGAUAUUUUUUCCAGAAAACAAAGAGCAGUCAUUAUCUGAAAAUGAAGGCCAUGGACACGUGCAGGCUCAGGUAAAGACUGAAAGCAUUUCAGAAGAGAAGCUGAUUUCACUAGAUACAGCAAAACUCUGUACUUGUCCAUGUCUUGUUGAAACUGAUGAUGGUUUUGAAAAUGUAUGUCCUAAAUGUGACAGUGAGACACAACUGGGAGUGCAAACAAACCACUUGGUUUCAUGCAGUCCUUCCUAUGAGGAUUUUGAAGAUGGUAAUGAGAGUGACGAUCAAAUGGAUGACUUCAUAGUCUUGCCUAUAAGCAUCACAGACAUUAUAUUUGAAUCAGAAAAUGAAAUCCAGGACAUCCCAGAGAUCAUUGUGCAAGACGACAGUAAAAGUGGAGACAAAGAUGGGCACCUUGACAUGAUUCCAACAGACUGUCCAGUUCCCACACCAGUUACGGCUUCUGCUUCCUACAAUAUGGAGGUAUUUGACACAGUUGAGAGCUUUCUACAAGCUAAAGCUGCACAAUUUGGGAAUAGUUUUGAGAUGGCAUCAGGAAGAAGCACACCUGAACAUAAAAUGGGCCUUGAGGGAGACACGCAUACACCUAACAGGAGCAGGUUCCUCUCUGAGCCUGGUGACAGUGAAACAGAAGACAGCUGUGAUUACUCGGCACCUCUGCCUCCAGAAACAGACGAUUAUGCAUCUGAACAUAAUGAGGCUACAAAUGUGCAAAAAGGUCAAAGCAGGCGCCUAGACAAUGGGAGCUUUAUGGAAAAACCUAACAAGUUGAUUGAAGCCAAAGCCAGCUCAAGGAAUGUCCAAAACAAGACCAUCAGACAAAGGUACUCAAAAAAACAAGACAUAAUAAUUGUUGAUUCUGACACAGAGGAUGAAAGUGACCAAAAUUUCAGAAGGAAAGCUAAACGUAAGAGAUCCCCCUCUUCAGGCUCAAUGGACUAUGGAGAUGCCCCAUGGGGUCAGCAAAUAGGACAUCCACCUGAAACUUUGGACAGUCUGUAUCAAACCUUGAAAGAAACUGAAGACUUGCCAGUCCCGAAUCGUACUGAGCUAUCGCAUAGUACAGCAGCAAGUGGGAAGCACCUUGAAAAUAAAGCUGGUCAUAAGCAUGUUCAACAGGAUACCACCCGGAAAAAUAUCAAGAGUGUUAUUAUCCUUGACUCUGACACGGAGGAUGAAUGUGACCAAAACAACGAAAAGGAGAACAACAGGAGAUCAAUCUCUCCAGCGUUUAUGAAAAGUGCCAUUUUGUCGUGUAUUACACAAAAGAGACAUUCACCUGAAAUUGUGGACAGUGAGUAUGGACCUACUAAAGAAAAGCUCCAAGAAAUGAGAUCAUCUGCUGAACGUCCUGACCUGUCUCUCUGUGAAAAAAAUGCUGGACAGUUGAUUGAAGCUAAAGUUGGCUCUGAGUAUGUUCAACACAAGAGUAACAAACAAACAACCUCAAGAAUUAAAGUUUUCCUUGAGUCUGACAAUCAGAUUAGCAAAAAAAAGGCAACAGAGAGAACGCCCCCAUCAUUUCCAAAAGAGAGUGGUGUUAUAUCUCCUCAAACAAACAGACAGUCAACAGAAAUUGUAAACCGCCUCUGUGGAACUGCCAAGACAAGGCCUCGAAAAACCAUACUAUUAUCUGAACAGUUACCAGAGCGUCUUCGGCCUUUGGAUAAGAAGGCAGAUUCCACCACAGGUACUUGUCCUGUGACUCCUCGCCAUUUGGUCAAAAAUAACCUGAAACUUUCAAAAGAACUUGUCAACAGGCAGGGUAAAGAUGAAACCCCUGCUCCAAAGACCCCUACAGCAACCGGUAAAAAGAAAAACUCAUUUGAAAAGAAGACUUUGAGUAAGGCUCAAGCCAGCAUAAUAAAACCCAGACCGAGGAGACAAGCAAGGCCAGGAUCGAGUCACCCUGACAGGGUACCGAAACAGAGGCGCAACUCCCACGAUUCUGCAACUCCCCUGAUGAAGAGGGCCAUGUCUGAAGCUAAACAUUUGACCAAGGCCAGAAAUCGAGACAUUGAAAGAGAAAAAAGAUCCAACGUUGGUGUUGGUUACAAAUGGUUGGAGAGCAGGAAAAAAGUCUAAAAAAGACAGGUUCCGCCAGUGAGAGGAAGAGGUUAAGAUCUCAAAGAGCCUAUGAGAGCGUUCCACUGUCCACCCAAAGGUUGUUUGGACAGGCUGUUAAUAACUGUUGCUGUAUAUGAUACUGUAUGUAAAUUCUGUAUUUUAAUGGUGUGAAUGCAUGUUUUCACAAACGGUGUCAUACGUUAGUAUUUAAAAUAUCAGCUAUUUGUGGUAGUGUUGUUUUUCCAGCUACCUCACAAUGAAGUUUCUCCAUUUACUUCAGUGUUUAUUCUCUGAUUAAAGCUCUGACACAUUUUUUCCCAGUAUAAAUGUAUAAAGAGAAGGAUACAUAUGUAUAUGAUCCUAUUCUUUUCCCGCUUUUUAACUUGAAAUUGUUUUUGUACUCAGCCGUGGUUACAUUCCGUAGGCAAUGGUGUUAUCUUUAAAAAUGUUGAUGUCAUAAAAGUCUUGCAAUGGCUCAA